Microcebus murinus (gray mouse lemur) is the source of this 2602-nucleotide messenger RNA. Lineage: Eukaryota; Metazoa; Chordata; Mammalia; Primates; Cheirogaleidae. The record is from RefSeq and is a predicted model, not a curated record.
CGUCCUCAGGGGCUGAGCCCGCGUCCCGCCCCGGGGUGGCGCCUGCGACCCUUGUACUCCCCUCUUCUCCGCCCCUUCCCCCUGGGGGAGGGAGGCGAAGAGGGGCGCUGCGGUGGGCAGGCGGUCGAGUAGCCCGACAAGGAGCGUUGAGAGCGGGGCUCUGCCAUGGGCGCGCGCAACGCCAUUGGAGACCAAGUGGAAACGCGACGGGAGCGCCGCGAGUAAAGGGCGCUGUGGGGAGAGGAGGUGAUGGGGUCCAGGCGCAGAGAAGAAGCAAGGAGGCGAGAGAGAGGGAGGGACGGGGUAAACGAGGCCGUGGAGGAGAGCCACGCAGGGAGUGACCACCAGACGGACCACAGUCCCCUCCUGUGCCCUCCUGGGUUCCAGCUCCCGAAGACCCGUGCAGGGCUCAGACUCUGGCCAGGCCCCCGCGUCCCCAGCUGGGGACAGGAAGCACAGGCUUCCUGCCGGACUUCCGGGGCUACGGCAGGUUGCCAGUGGCCCUGGGCCCCAAUUCUUUAGGUGUGGCGUGUGAAUAGAGGGCCAAAGCUGCGAGAAGCCCCGAGGGAGCUGGGAACCCUGACUGGCUGUAUCCACUGUAGCAUGACGCUGUGAUACUGGACUCUGAUGUCUCCUGACAUUUGCUUUCUGCUCAUUUGAGAGAAAAAUAUGUACAAUGCUGUGACCACGAAAUUGCCCCUCACUUUUAGUGAGUCGAGUCAAGGUCAGGUGGAAACAGAAGCCUCGGUUUUCCGUUGCACACGCGGUAAGGGUACAAGGCCGCCCACUGAGGGCUGAGGAAGCUGUUCUCCAGAAGACUGCCACGCCCAGCAAGUGGGUGCAGUUCUCAGGGCUUCCUUCUCUGAGGUUAAGCUCCCUCUCCUCACCUUCGCCGGCUUGGUGGGAAGAAUGGCCGAGAUAGGUGUUUUAGAAGGAGUGCCACCGUGCACAGUCCCCCAUAUUUAACAGCCCAGCAAGUCUGGGUGGCAGAAGGACACCAAGACGCCCGUGGAAGCAUGGUUUCGAUAAUUGCCUUCGACGAGUUAAGGACGGAUUUUAAGAGCCCCAUUGACCAGUGCAACCCUGUUCAUGCGAGGGAGCGGCUGAGGAACAUCGAGCGCAUCUGCUUCCUUCUGCGAAAGCUGGUGCUGCCCGAAUACUCCAUCCACAGCCUCUUCUGCAUCAUGUUCCUGUGCGCGCAGGAGUGGCUCACGCUGGGGCUGAACGUCCCUCUACUCUUCUAUCACGUCUGGAGGUACUUCCACUGCCCGGCGGACAGUUCAGAGCUAGCCUACGACCCGCCGGCCGUCAUGAACGCAGACACCUUGAGUUACUGUCAGAAGGAGGCCUGGUGUAAGCUGGCCUUCUACCUCCUCUCCUUCUUCUACUACCUGUACUGCAUGAUCUACACGCUAGUGAGCUCUUAAUGCAAAGACCAUGCGCGUCAUCAGAGACUGGGAAGGGGCGGCCUGAGGCUGAGGAGUCCGUUUCUGCUGGUGACUGGAGGAGGGACCAGAGUGAGACCUGGGAGAGAGGCCGGCAGCAGGCGGUGCCACCGACCCGAGCGGAGCCUCGCGGCAGCCGGGCGACUCGACCCUGCGCGUCUGCUGUUGCCGUGUAUCAUGGUCUUUGGCGUCCGAACCCCACACACAGUUGCUGAGCCCUUCUGAGCGUCGCGGCUGUGGGGCAGUGGGUGACGAAACACUAAACCGCUUCUGAGAGGGGACUGCGGUUUCCUGAACCCGCUGCAUGGCACAGCGCCUUGCGAGUGCACGCUGCGCCCCUGGCCCGCGGCGUGGAGGCGGGAAGGCUGGAGGAGCCUGCUGAGGAAAGGAGUGACCUAGAGCCAAGGCCACGUCCGCGGGGGAAGGCCUCAAGGAUGUCUGGACUGCCCGAGACUCUUGUUCCAGUGUUUUCUUCCAAGCCGUGGCCACGCCUCUCACCUGGCGCGGGCGGGCUGGGGCGCGGGUCUGCCUGCAGCCGCCACCAGCCCGGAGCCUGCGGGCCGUUUCCGGCCGGGACAGGGAGCAGCGGGAGAACGGGUUUUAAGACGUUUGCAACAUGCUCAAGGUGUUAGUUCUUCUCCACCACAAGUUGUUUUCUUCUGUUGCUUCCCCAAACCAUCACCGAGUCAUUUAAUGCAAAUCAAUUGGUCAACACUAGUGGAAGCUACCUUCUCAUAAAGGUCCCCAGACAGUUCCGAGCCCAGGAAGCCCGGGGAGCGUGUGCUCGGCGCUGCAGGCAUCCCGGAGCCAGGAAGUGAGCCGCCAUCAGUGUAACUCGUCUUAUGAUGCCGCAUCGUUUGUGCUGUUUAGUUCAACACGAGGACAUCGGCUUACUUAGAAUUUCCCGUGUGGCAUUCUCUUUCUCCUGGGUGUGGGUUGUGCUGGGCUGUGCAGAAUGGCAAGGCUGGGACUUUCAUGAUGUCUAAAUUGAGCACAAUGAUUUUGACCUUAUUCCCCCCAACUUCCUUUCUUUUCUGCUGUUUAACAUAUACAGGCUAUUUAUACAUGUACCCAGCUUCAUCUGAAACCUGUGACUCAGGUUUGAGUGGUGUUUGUGUCACACAUUGUGCGCUAUGUUUAUUAAAAUGCAGCGACAA